Messenger RNA from Eptesicus fuscus (big brown bat), 1411 nucleotides. RefSeq names its product left-right determination factor 1-like. The transcript is spliced from 4 exons. The record is from RefSeq and is a predicted model, not a curated record. Gene Ontology annotation, molecular function: transforming growth factor beta receptor binding; growth factor activity; cytokine activity. Gene Ontology annotation, cellular component: extracellular region. Gene Ontology annotation, biological process: SMAD protein signal transduction; BMP signaling pathway. Lineage: Eukaryota; Metazoa; Chordata; Mammalia; Chiroptera; Vespertilionidae. The coding region runs from base 83 to 1186 and encodes 367 amino acids.
GGCCCUCAGCACGCCCAGCUGGGAUCCUCCCGGAGCCUCCUCAGGGGACACAGCCGCUCUCCUCCUCCUCCCAAGUGGCACCAUGAGGGCCCUGUGGCUGUGCUGGGCGCUGUGGGCGCUGCCCCUGGCCCGCCCCGGGGCGGCCGUGACCGAGGAGCAGAUCCUGGGCAGCCUGCUGCAGCAGCUGCGGCUGCGCGAGGUGCCCGCGCUGGACCGGAGGGACGCGGAGCGGCCGGUGCCCCCUGCCCACGUGCGGGCCCAGUACGUGGCCCUGCUGCAGCGCAGCCACGGCGUCCCCUCCCGCGGGAAGCGGUUCAGCCAGAACUUCCGAGAGGUGGCCGGCAGGUUCCUGGUGUCCGAGGCCUCCUCGCACCUGCUGGUGUUCGGCAUGGAGCGGCGGCUGCCCCCCAACAGCGAGCUGGUGCAGGCCGUGCUGCGCCUCUUCUGGGAGCCGGUCCCCAAGGCCGUGCUCCGCAGGCAAGAGCGGCUGUCCCCUCGCAGCGACCUGGCCCGGGUCACCGUCGAGUGGCUGCAUGUGCGGGCCGACGGCUCCAACCGCACCGCCCUCAUCGACUCCAGGCUGGUGUCCGUCCACGAGAGCGGCUGGAAGGCCUUCGACGUGACCGAGGCCGUGACCUUCUGGCAGCAGCUGAGCCGGCCCCGGGAGCCCCUGCUGCUGCAGGUGUCGGUGCAGCCGGAGCACCUGGGCCCGCUGGCCUCCAGCGCCCACAGGCUGGUGCGCUUUGCCCCCCGGGGGCCUCCGGGCGGCGCGCAGGGCGAGCCCCAGCUGGAGCUGCACACCCUGGACCUCGGGCUCUUCGGAGCUCAGGGCAACUGUGACCCCGAGGCACCCGUGACCGAGGGCACCCGCUGCUGCCGCCAGGAGACGUACAUUGACCUGCAGGGGAUGAAGUGGGCGGAGAACUGGGUGCUGGAGCCCCCGGGCUUCCUGGCCUAUGAGUGUGUGGGCACCUGCCAGCAGCCCCCGGAGACCCUGACCUCCAAGUGGCCGUUCCUGGGGCCGAGGCAGUGCAUCGCCUCGGAGACGACCUCGCUGCCCGUGAUCGUGAGCGUCCCGGAGGGCGGCAGGCCCCGCGCCCAGGUGGUCAGCCUGCCCAACAUGCGGGUGCAGAAGUGCAGCUGCGCCUCGGACGGGGCGCCCGUGCCGAGGAGGCUGGAGCCGUAGGCGCUGGGCACGGCCACGUGGGGCUUGACCUGUUGCCUCGGAAGUGUACUGGGUGCCAGGAGAGAUGGGGGCCGCGGAUGGGCAAAUGCUCUGUGCUCUCGGCUGAGCUCUGAAUCCGCUUCCUCCGACCGGUCAGCUCGCCUCCUAAUAGUCACUCCCCUGGUCACCGGGCAGCCCGUCCAGGCUUCUCGCGCCUUCGUAUUAUCCGCUGCACUAGAUCCUAAG